AUGCUCACAGAGAAACAACAAGAAGAUCGAGAUAUACACGAAGCGAAGAAGAAGACGAUACAGAUCCAGAACGCCAUGGGUUUAGGCAUCUUAGCUUCUCGAGCAAUUCGACCAGCUUCUCGUCUUCUUCAUCCUCAAACCACUAAUUUCUUCCUCCGCCGCACCAUCGUCUCAAAACCAGAACUCCAAUCUCCUGAAGCCGCUGCUGUUUCUCAGCCUGAGCCGCCGAAUCAGAUUCUCCCUCCUAGGAACCCCGUUGGUGGAGCACGCGUCCAUUUCUCGAAUCCUGAGGAUGCGAUCGAAGUUUUCGUCGAUGGUCACGCGGUCAAAAUCCCUAAAGGUUUCACCGUUCUUCAGGCUUGUGAGGUCGCUGGAGUUGAUAUCCCGAGGUUCUGUUACCAUUCGCGCUUGUCGAUUGCUGGAAAUUGCAGGAUGUGUCUUGUUGAGGUCGAGAAAUCCCCCAAACCUGUUGCAUCCUGUGCCAUGCCCGCUCUUCCCGGGAUGAAGAUUAAGACUGACACCCCAAUAGCAAAGAAGGCGAGGGAGGGAGUGAUGGAAUUCCUGUUGAUGAAUCAUCCUCUGGAUUGCCCGAUUUGUGACCAAGGAGGAGAGUGUGAUCUUCAGGAUCAGUCUAUGGCUUUUGGAUCUGACAGAGGCCGUUUCACUGAGAUGAAAAGAUCUGUAGUUGAUAAAAACCUCGGUCCUCUUGUGAAGACUGUUAUGACUCGGUGUAUCCAGUGUACAAGGUGUGUACGAUUUGCUUCAGAAGUUGCUGGGGUUGAGGAUCUUGGCAUGCUAGGUCGUGGUAGUGGAGAAGAAAUUGGAACUUAUGUUGAAAAACUUAUGACCAGUGAACUCGCUGGAAACGUUAUAGACAUCUGUCCUGUGGGAGCCUUGACCUCAAAGCCCUUUGCCUUUAAAGCCAGAAACUGGGAGUUGAAAGGAACAGAAACCAUUGAUGUUAGUGACGCUGUUGGGUCCAACAUCCGAGUUGAUAGUAGAGGACCAGAAGUGAUGCGUAUCAUUCCACGCCUUAAUGAGGAUAUAAAUGAAGAAUGGAUAUCUGACAAAACUCGCUUCUGUUAUGACGGCCUGAAAAGACAAAGGCUGAGCGAUCCUAUGAUUCGAGAUUCCGAUGGACGAUUCAAGGCGGUGAGCUGGCGUGAUGCCUUGGCAGUUGUGGGUGAUAUCAUCCAUCAGGUGAAGUCCGAUGAGAUUGUUGGAGUAGCAGGUCAGCUAUCUGAUGCAGAAUCCAUGAUGGUAUUGAAGGACUUCGUUAACAGAAUGGGUUCAGACAACGUCUGGUGUGAAGGAACAGCUGUUGGCGUUGAUGCUGAUCUUAGGUACAGCUAUCUUAUGAACACUAGCAUCAGUGGACUUGAGAAUGCCGAUCUUUUCCUUCUAGUUGGUACCCAGCCUAGGGUAGAAGCUGCAAUGGUGAACGCUAGGAUCUGCAAGACAGUCCGUGCAUCGAAUGCUAAAGUUGCAUACAUUGGUCCACCAGCAGAAUUCAACUACGACUGCAAACAUCUUGGGACUGGGCCUGAUACCCUCAAAGAAAUUGCUGAGGGACGUCACCCAUUCUGUUCGGCUCUCAAGAACGCCAAAAAUCCUGCUAUCAUUGUUGGCGCGGGGAUCUUUAACAGAACAGAUAAAGACGCUAUCCUCUCUGCUGUUGAAUCCAUUUCACAAGCCAACAAUGUUGUCCGACCAGACUGGAACGGUCUAAAUUUUCUCCUUCUGUACGCUGCUCAAGCUGCUGCUCUUGAUCUUGGUCUCAUUCAACGGUCUGCUAAAGCCCUUGAGUCUGCAAAAUUCGUCUACUUGAUGGGAGCAGACGAUGUAGAUGUUGACAAAAUUCCUAAAGACGCCUUUGUGGUUUACCAAGGACACCAUGGAGACAAAGCGGUUUACCGGGCAAAUGUAAUUCUACCUGCAUCGGCCUUCACAGAGAAAGAAGGAACCUAUGAGAAUACAGAAGGGUUUACCCAACAGACUGUUCCCGCUGUUCCAACGGUUGGUGAUGCAAGAGAUGACUGGAAGAUCGUGCGAGCCUUAUCUGAGGUUUCGGGUGUGAAGCUUCCAUACAACUCAAUCGAAGGUGUAAGAUCAAGAAUCAAGAGCGUCGCACCAAAUCUGGUCUGCGCAGAUGAGCGAGAGCCAGCUGUUUUUGGGCCUUCAUUGAAACCCGAAUGCAAGGAGACAAUGAGCACAAUGCCAUUCCAAACUGUCGUUGAGAACUUUUACAUGACAAACUCGAUCACAAGAGCAUCAAAGAUCAUGGCGCAAUGCAGUGCCGUGCUCUUGAAGAAGAGCUCACUGAAGCAGCGUGAUGAAAACCCAGCAACUAAGCUCUUAGGGAAUGGUAUUGAAUCUGAAACAAACCCAGCAGCAAUUGGUCAGGAUCUUUUGAAUGAUGAGAUUGUUUCUGAACAUUUAACCAGGAAUAUCCAGUUUUUCGAUCUUGAAUCUCAACGUAAAGUAACUGGAUCAUAUGUUGUGGUCAUUGGACUUGGAGGUGUAGGGAGUCAUGCUGCAUCUAUGCUCUUAAGAUCAGGUGUUGGGAAACUCCUCCUCGUUGAUUUUGACCAGGUGUCACUUUCAUCAUUGAAUCGACACUCUGUUGCAACGCGAGCAGAUGUUGGUAUUCCAAAAGCUGUAUGUCUCAAGAAGCAUUUCUCUUCAAUCUUUCCUGAAUGCCAUGUAGAAGCCAAGGUGAUGCUGUAUGACACAUCGUCCGAAGAAGAAAUUCUUUCAGGCAAUCCAGAUUUCGUUUUGGACUGCAUUGACAACAUCGAUACAAAGGUGGCGCUUUUGGCUGCAUGCGUGAAGAGGGGUUUGAAAGUUUUAUCUGCAACUGGUGCGGGUGCUAGAGCUGACCCAACAAGAAUCAGAGUGGCUGAUAUAAGAGAGUCGACAAUUGACCCAUUAUCUCGAUCUGUAAGACACAGAUUGAGGAGAGAACACAGCAUUGAAGGAGGCAUUCCUGUCGUGUUUUCCCUGGAAAAACCAAAAGUGAAGUUGCUUCCUUUUAAGGGGACAAAUGGGGAAGACGAGAAUCCUUCAGAUUAUCAGGUAGUUCCUGGCUUUCGUGUCCGGAUAAUUCCUGUUCUCGGAACCAUCCCGGCUAUUUUUGGACAAAUCAUGGCCUCCUAUGUUAUUACACAACUUGCAGGUGUGCAAGUUCAAAUGGAGCCUAUCGUGAAUCUAGAUUUGGAUCAUUACCGAACGCUUCAUCAACGUCUCAUUGAACAUGAAGAGACAGUUUAUGGAACAUCUGCAGAAGUCCAGGUGGAUGUUGAGGAAGUGAUGUACAUAGUCAAAGAGUUGUGGCACGGACGAAGUGCUAGAGAUCAGGCUGCAAAAGAUGUUGGAAGAGGAAUGUGGCGAGCCAUGAACGAGUUGAUGCUCAUAAGAUGGGAUGCAAAGAAGCCAGCGUCAGUCUCGAACUUGAUCCUUUUGAAGUUUAAAGAGGCGGAUGAACAUGAGGCUAAGACUAUUGAGGAAGUGAAAGAGAGAGAAGCAGAUUUCUUUGAAAAAGUUUCAUGCGUGCUGAAGAAGGCAGAGCUGGAUUUCUGUGUCUAG
Arabis nemorensis is the source of this 3585-nucleotide messenger RNA. NCBI's taxonomy places the organism in Eukaryota, Viridiplantae, Streptophyta, Magnoliopsida, Brassicales, Brassicaceae. The record is from the annotation of a GenBank genome assembly.